AUGUAUUUUAUAAUUGGAUUCGUAGUUUUUGUUUAUAUAUCGUAUCGAUUGUAUCAACAUUUUUUUCCAUCACCAAAUAUAAAUCCAACUGGUAAAUAUGUAUUAAUAAGUGGAUGUGAUACUGGUUUUGGUUAUGGAUUAGCUAUUGAAUUAGAUAAACAAGGUUUUAAUGUAUUCGCUGGUAUUUAUAAUUCUAAUAAUAAAGAUAAAUUAACAAGCAUUCUUUCAUCACGUGCAACCGUCUUUAAAUUAGAUAUAACACAAACAGAAGAUAUUGAUCUUGCCUAUGAAAUGAUAAGUAGUAAAACAAAAGUACUUCAUGCACUUGUUAAUAAUGCUGGAGUUGGUAGUUAUGGAUAUAUCGAUUGGAUUUCGGUGGAUUCUAUACGUCAAGUAAUGGAUGUGAAUUUUUUUGGACAUGUUACAAUGACAAAAAAAUUUUUACCAUUACUUAUAAUGAGAAAAGAUUCACGUGUUGUUAAUAUUUGUUCAGUAGCUGGUUAUAUAAGUGUACCGGGAAUGGUUUCUUAUAAUUGUUCAAAAUAUGCUUUAGAAUCAUUUUCGGAUUGUCUUCGUCGUGAAAUGUCUAUAUGGGAUUUACGUGUUAGUAUCAUUGAACCUGGUUUUAUGAAAACCGCUAUUGUCGAAGGACAUGAUAAAACAUUACAUGUAUUAUGGAAUGAAUUGAAGAAUGAUGUCAAAGAUCGUUGGGGUGAAGAACAUCUUGUUAAACAAGUAGAAGAACUUUCGAAUAAUCUAUUGAUAAAAUAUGCUGAAAAUCCUAAUAAAGUUAUUAAUGCACUUAAACAUGCUGUUAUGAAUACGAAACCACAUAUUCGUUAUCGACCUGGAUGGCAAUCGAAUGUAAUGUUUGCGCUAUCGCAAUGUCCGGCUUGGUUAGUUGACUUUGCUAUCAAUAAAUUCAAUACAGGAGGUAUUACUCCUAUAGGUGCACGUAAUCAAUUGAAAGACUGA
This is a messenger RNA of Adineta steineri, 975 nucleotides long. The record is from the annotation of a GenBank genome assembly. NCBI's taxonomy places the organism in Eukaryota, Metazoa, Rotifera, Eurotatoria, Adinetida, Adinetidae.